Babjeviella inositovora NRRL Y-12698 is the source of this 2266-nucleotide messenger RNA. RefSeq lists its product as uncharacterized. Gene Ontology annotation, molecular function: transmembrane transporter activity. Lineage: Eukaryota; Fungi; Ascomycota; Pichiomycetes; Serinales. Bases 220 to 2178 code for a protein of 652 amino acids. The transcript has a single exon. Gene Ontology annotation, biological process: transmembrane transport. The record is from RefSeq and is a predicted model, not a curated record.
GUAAUUUUCAGCUGAAGUAUAAAACAAAAUAUAAAUAACCAACAGAAAUGUUAUCUCUCGUGUAACGCAUUAGGUAUUGGCUAUAAGGAGACAUAUGGCCUUCUACACCUCGAAAACCUCUUUGCAUCCUAUGAAUUGAACCCCUGUCACUGCUAAACCAUAGGAACCAAACUUCUAUUGAAGCUAAGAUCCUUACAAUCGGUAUAUAUUUAUUACACCAUGUCUACAGAUAAGCAUACCAAUAUAGGGGGUGACUCCUCUCUGUUUGGCUGUGAUAACCCCGCCGUCUCCGGCUCUCCCUCUAGGAAACCAAAGUUGUCUACCGAGAAUAGACACUCUCUUUCCAGGAUAGCUAGUGUCGCUAGUAUCCAUAGUAAUGUCACAGGAAAUGGCUUUGACGCAGAAUCCAUAUGCUCUGCACAUUCUGGUUCGAGUCGUUCUAUCUUGAGGUUUAACUCUGUCAGUUCCAACCACUUUACCCAGAGGAUCACCCUGGUUAUUGACGCAGUGAAGGACGAAAACAUAAUCACGCAUAACCAGGAAACCGGACCGAUUAUGAUUCCGGACUCUGGUAUGAAUAUCAUUCAGACACAGCUUUCGAGACAAGCUACUAAUGUCUCGAGAGAUGCAAGAUCCGGGAUCCACGUUAAGACACAAGAUUGGACCUCUGACCCCGAAAAAAUAGUUGACAACAAUGGAAAAGAAUAUACUAAUGAAAGCGAUGGUGACGAACAUGAUCCCUCUGGUGGGGCUCCCGAUGGAGGCUACUCCUGGGUGAUUGCUGUCUGCUGUUGUUUCCUCAGUGUUUCCACCUGGGGUGCAAGUUCCUGCUACGGUGUAUUUUUGAACUUCUUUCUCUCAUCGGACUAUUUUGCAGGGGCAACUGAUUUUGACUUUGCUAUUAUUGGUGGGCUUGCUGUCGGAAUUUCUCAGGUAUUUUCGCCGUUUGUGUUUAUCUUUGUCUCGUACUUGGGCUUAAAACCUACAAUGAUUAUUGGUUUAGCAAUCCAAACUCUGGGAUACCUCUUGGCCGGCUUUGCCAGGUAUAAGUGGCAGCUUUACAUGACCCAAGGUCUCAUGAUUGGGGUUUCAUUCUCGUUGGUUUUCACGUCUGGCAUUGCCAUUUUGCCUAAUUGGUUUUACAAGAAACGUGCCCUUGCUUCGGGUAUCACAGUCAGUGGGUCUGGCUUAGGUGGCAUCGUUUUCUCUUUAUCAUGCAACAGUUUGAUGCAAAAAACCGGAAGCCAUCAGUGGCCAUAUAUCAUGGUAGCGAUCACUACCUGCACGAUGUGCAGUAUCUGUAUCAUAUUGAUUCAAGAGCACCCGAAGACGUCCCCCAAGUACAAAUCUAUCGCACCUCGCCCAAGUCUCUGGGUAGUCAUGAAGACGGUUCUCAAUCCACACAUCGUGUUAAAUCUAGAGGUUAACUAUGUUGCCAUUUGGUUUGCUUGCUGGAACGCCGCCUUUAUUACCGUGCUCUUCUCUAUGUCAGCCUACGCUUCUUCAGUCGGUUUAACCCAUGGGCAGGGCUCAGUCAUCACGGCGAUUUUGAAUGCAGGCCAGUUUGUGGGCCGCCCAAUGUUGGGACACUUUUCAGAUAAGUGUGGUAGGAUCAAUUUUAGUAUUGUUAUAUCUCUAGUUGUGGUAGUAUUGCUCUUUGCCUAUUGGAUCAAUGCAACCACAUACGGAAGCAUCAUUGGAUUUGCCUUGUUAUGUGGUUUGACAUUGGGGAUUGGUGCCGUGAACAAUCAACCUUUGGUCUUAGAGGCCUCGGGGAUAGAGUUAUUCCCGGCGGCCUUUAGCUACUUGAACAUUGUAGUUUCUGGACCCCUGACAUUUGCAGAAGUCAUUGCCUUGAAAUUGAGGAAACCAGAUGCCCUGAGACCGUUCUUAUAUUGCCAGAUUUUGUCUGGUUGUUACUUUUCGUUUGGAGUAUUAUUUUUGUUCUUGUUUCGUGAGAGAAAAAUUUCUAGGGUGGUUGAGCAGCGAAAGGAAGCACUCGAGAAAAUAAUGUGUACAUAUUAUAUCUCGGAUCUCAGCUCCCAGAGUGAAGACUCAAAGGAAUUGACGCAGGCGGAGGCUGAUUUGAACGAGAAGAGAUUACGCACAUAUGAGUACUUAUUGAGUGGAGGAAUGAAGGGUUAUUUUGCCAGAAUGCUCUACCCCAUUAAGGCGUGAAUGACGCAUGUCACUUGAACAAAGUUAUACAGGGUAAUAAACUUUGUCUAUACUACUGUAGUAGUGCGGUAUAUAGAGAAUUAUUAUA